CGCAGGCCCUUCCAGCGAACAGAGCGAGCGUCCGGGCUAGGAUGCUCUUGGUAUCGCCCUGCGGGGGCAGCAGCUGCAGCAGUAGCAGAAGCCGUGCCAGGGACUAACCCGCCGCUUCGCUCCUGCCGCAGCCGCGCUAGCGCCCGACGUGCUGCCCGAGAACCAGCCAGCCAGCCAGCAGGGCUGCCUGGUUUUAUUGGCCCCUCCUUUCCCGCCGUCUCUUCCUUUCCCUCCCCUGCCCUUUGGCGGCUCCGGGGCACUGACCCUCGCCGUCCUUUUUUCCUCUUCCUCCUGGGUUGCUCCUCGGCGGCUCCCAUGGCGGCCCCGGGUAAUAUCGUGUCCGUUAUGGCGAGUAAGACCAAGACCAAGAAGAAGCACUUCGUGGCCCAGAAAGUCAAGCUCUUCCGGGCCAGCGAUCCGCUGCUUAGCGUCCUCAUGUGGGGAGUGAACCAUUCGAUCAAUGAACUGAGCCAUGUUCAAAUCCCUAUUAUGCUGAUGCCAGAUGACUUCAAAGCAUAUUCAAAGAUAAAAGUGGACAACCACCUUUUCAAUAAAGAAAACAUGCCAAGCCAUUUCAAAUUCAAAGAAUAUUGUCCAAUGGUUUUUCGUAAUUUGCGAGAGAGGUUUGGAAUUGAUGAUCAGGACUUUCAGAAUUCUCUGACAAGAAGUUGUCCACUUGCUAAUGAUUCUUCUGCUCGGAGUGGUGCCCGAUUCCACAGCUCUUAUGACAAAAGAUAUGUCAUCAAAACUAUAACAAGUGAAGAUGUAGCAGAAAUGCACAAUAUACUGAAGAAAUACCACCAGUAUAUAGUGGAAUGUCAUGGAAACACACUACUUCCACAGUUUUUGGGCAUGUACCGGCUUACUGUUGAUGGAAUUGAAGUGUACAUGAUUGUUACAAGAAAUGUAUUCAGCCACCGUUUAUCUGUUUAUAGAAAAUAUGAUUUAAAGGGCUCAACAGUAGCAAGAGAAGCUAGUGACAAAGAAAAGGCCAAAGAACUGCCAACAUUUAAAGACAAUGACUUCAUUAAUGAUGGUCAAAAAAUUUACAUUAAUGAAGCCAACAAAAAGAUGUUCCUUGAAAAGCUGAAAAAAGAUGUUGAGUUCCUUGCUCAAUUAAAACUCAUGGAUUACAGCUUGCUGGUUGGAAUUCAUGAUGUUGAACGAGCCGAGCAAGAGGAAGUAGAAUGUGAAGAGAAUGAGGAAGAGGAAGGAGAAAGUGAUGGGACUCACCCAGUUGGAACACCUCCAGAUAGCCCAGGAAAUACACUGAACAGUUUGCAGCCUUUAGCCCCAGGAGAAUUUGAUCCAACCAUUGAUGUUUAUGGUAUAAAAUGCCAUGAAAAUGCAGCUAGAAAAGAGGUAUACUUCAUGGCUAUUAUUGACAUUCUUACUCAUUACGAUGCCAAAAAGAAAGCUGCCCAUGCUGCAAAAACUGUGAAACAUGGGGCUGGUGCAGAGAUUUCAACAGUUAAUCCUGAACAGUAUUCAAAACGAUUCUUGGACUUUAUUGCCAACAUCUUAACGUAACCUAAAUGCUCUUUUGGACAGUAUAAGGUCUGGAAGAAACAGAAAAUUGCUACAAGUGUGUAAGGGGUCUUUAAGAAAGCUUCUUUUAAAAGGAACUCGUUCUCUCUUGCAAAAGGCAGCCCAUACCCCGCCCUACCCAUUUACAUCUGCUGGCAAAGAUGACUUAUUGGGGUGAAAUAUUUGCUUUUACAGCUGCCUGAUUAUGCCCAGCAUAGUUUUAGCUAUUUCUGACGUGUGUGUGUGUGAGAUUGUAUGUGUGUAUGAGUGUGCAAAAAUGGAUAUAAAUUAACUAAUAAUAACUAAAAUAGAUAGCUCCUACUUAAUGUGCAUUGCAACAUCUCUCUGUGGAUAUUAGCUGAAAUGGGAUGAAUGGGGAAAAAGGAUAUUGUGUAAAGGGAAGAAAAAUCUAUGUGCAUGUUGGGACCUACAAUAUUGGAAUCAGAACUGUAAACUGUGGAUCAGUUUAAAAUUUGAACUGAAAGAUGCAAGAUAAUAUUGGCGGUAAUUAUGACUCUGAUCUUAUUGUGAAUGUUACACUUAACAAACCUGCAUGUUUGCACUCCUUAAGAAUAACCCCCAUUUGCUGGAAGCUUUUCCUCUUGGCAGUUUUUUUUUAACCUAUAUUACUAAGUAAGCCCAUUGAGACAGGAAAGAGUCUUCCAGCAACACAGAAGUUUGGCUCUUGUUUUAUUAAAUUCUGAUGCCAUAAUAAUUCUGUGUACUUGCCAAGGGAAGACUCAUUUUGAGGAUCAGGGUAGAAGAAAUAUAGACUGUUUAAUUGUCUUGUAACAUGGAGAUUUUGCAUUGUAUGUUUAUCAUAUAGAAACUGAGUAUAGUAUAAAGAAAAUCAAAUAGCUUUUUAGAAAAAAUGUUAGGGGUAAUAAUGGCAUUUUUCCCACAUGAACAAAGGUGUAGAAAGGUUUGCUCAUCUGUAAGAGAUCAAAAGAAGACAUCAAAUGCUUACAUGUGCUGUUUUUAAAAUAUUUUAUUAAAAUAUUCUUUUCUAAGCCCUAUAUUUUAUUGUUUACAUUGAAAGGAAAACAGGGAUGCUCUUGAGUUGGUUAGAGAAUCUGAAGUUUACAUGUAAAGUUACUUUGCAGUACGGAUAAAGUAAUUUCUUGAACUGUAACAUGCAGUAAUGUAUCAGAGCAGAUAUUUUAUUCACCCUUGUGAUAGAAUCUUUUUUUAACAACAGUGAAA
Pseudonaja textilis is the source of this 2730-nucleotide messenger RNA. The record is from RefSeq and is a predicted model, not a curated record. NCBI's taxonomy places the organism in Eukaryota, Metazoa, Chordata, Lepidosauria, Squamata, Elapidae.